GAGAAAUUAUUCUACCUCGAUCUUCGAAUAAGCAAGAUGACGCCCGAGUUGAUAUUAAGACCAUCGGUUUCUGGGGACGACAACAAAGCUCAUUCUUUGAUUUUCGGGUUUUCCACCCUAACGCGCCAAGUUAUCGUAACACCAGUGUUGCUGCUCCAUUCCGAAAACAUGAGUUGGAUAAGAAAAGAGAAUAUGGUGAGCUCGUGAGAGAGGUGGAAAACAGUUCUUUUACACCGGUGUUCUUUUCAACAACAGGAGGUGCUAGCAGAUAA
Paramuricea clavata is the source of this 272-nucleotide messenger RNA. Lineage: Eukaryota; Metazoa; Cnidaria; Anthozoa; Malacalcyonacea; Plexauridae. The record is from the annotation of a GenBank genome assembly.